AUGAUGGAACGUCCAAGUUCAGUGAAUGAACCUCCAAAACGCAGCAGCAUAGAGGAAUUAGGCGUGGUGAUUUAUGGCACCAAGUGUGAACGUGUCCAUAUAUGGCAAGUAUACAAGCAAGAGAAUCCGCAUGAUCCUGUGGUUUUUGGUGCACGUGAAGACACAAUUAACCCCAAAGGAGACUCCCUAGCCGAGGAAGAGCUAGCUGAAGCUUUCGGCGAAAUGAGCCUUGAUCAAACCACUUCCCCAGGUAUAACAUCUUCCUUUUCAGGUCAAGAAGCACCUAGGAGCCAAGAGAAGACCUUGGAACUUCAAGAGAGUUCAGAACAAGACCAACACAUGAAAGAACUUCAAGAGAUUGAUCGAACUGCUCAAGAUGGACUCCAAGAAGACUUUUACACCAAGAAACAUGUAGAGAAACGAGUGGAGCAUGAAAUGGACCAAGUAGCACCAAUACGUCUCAAACAGUAUCCAGGUUCAAAUAGCCCUUCCAACGGCUAG
Messenger RNA from Arabis nemorensis, 501 nucleotides. The record is from the annotation of a GenBank genome assembly. NCBI's taxonomy places the organism in Eukaryota, Viridiplantae, Streptophyta, Magnoliopsida, Brassicales, Brassicaceae.